This is a messenger RNA of Ricinus communis (castor bean), 2516 nucleotides long. RefSeq names its product cycloartenol synthase. The transcript is spliced from 19 exons. Bases 86 to 2365 code for a protein of 759 amino acids. Gene Ontology annotation, molecular function: intramolecular transferase activity. Gene Ontology annotation, cellular component: lipid droplet. The record is from RefSeq and is marked provisional. NCBI's taxonomy places the organism in Eukaryota, Viridiplantae, Streptophyta, Magnoliopsida, Malpighiales, Euphorbiaceae. Gene Ontology annotation, biological process: triterpenoid biosynthetic process.
ACUGCAACAAACAGAACGAACUGCUAUCAUUUUACUCAAACAAGUUAACAUCAAUUAAAGAAAUUGAAAAAAAAGAAGAAAAGAAAUGUGGAAGCUAAGGAUUGCAGAAGGAAGUGGAAAUCCAUGGCUUAGAACUACAAACGAUCACAUUGGGAGACAAGUCUGGGAAUUUGAUUCAUCUAAAAUCGGAUCUCCAGAAGAGCUCUCACAAAUCGAAAAUGCUCGUCAAAAUUUCACCAAAAACCGCUUUAUUCACAAGCAUAGUUCAGAUCUACUCAUGCGCAUUCAGUUUUCGAAGGAAAAUCCAAUAUGUGAAGUGUUACCGCAAGUAAAAGUGAAAGAAUCAGAACAAGUUACCGAGGAGAAAGUGAAAAUUACGUUAAGAAGGGCAUUGAAUUACUAUUCAUCUAUUCAAGCUGAUGAUGGACAUUGGCCUGGUGAUUAUGGCGGUCCUAUGUUUCUAAUGCCUGGCUUGAUUAUAGCUCUGUCUAUCACUGGCGCAUUGAAUGCAAUUUUAUCUGAGGAACAUAAGCGCGAAAUGUGUCGAUAUCUAUACAACCACCAGAAUAGAGAUGGCGGUUGGGGCUUACACAUUGAGGGACCAAGCACAAUGUUUGGGAGUGUAUUGUGUUAUGUUUCGUUAAGGCUGCUUGGUGAAGGUCCCAAUGAGGGAGAAGGGGCAGUCGAGAGAGGCCGUAAUUGGAUUCUCAAACAUGGUGGUGCUACUGCAAUUACGUCCUGGGGAAAAAUGUGGCUUUCAGUACUUGGAGCAUAUGAGUGGUCUGGUAAUAAUCCCUUACCCCCUGAGAUGUGGCUUCUCCCUUACAUUCUCCCAGUCCAUCCAGGGAGGAUGUGGUGUCACUGCCGGAUGGUAUAUCUUCCCAUGUCAUAUUUAUAUGGGAAAAGGUUUGUUGGUCCAAUCACACCAACAGUUUUGUCUUUGAGAAAGGAGCUGUAUACUGUCCCAUAUCAUGAAAUAGACUGGAAUCAAGCACGCAACCAAUGUGCAAAGGAAGAUUUGUACUAUCCACAUCCUAUGUUGCAAGAUGUACUUUGGGCAACUCUUCAUAAGUUUGUUGAACCUAUUCUUAUGCAUUGGCCUGGAAAAAGGUUGAGAGAAAAGGCUAUUCAAACUGCGAUUGAACACAUACACUAUGAAGAUGAAAAUACUCGUUACAUAUGCAUAGGGCCUGUAAACAAGGUGUUAAAUAUGCUUUGCUGUUGGGUGGAAGACCCAAACUCAGAAGCUUUUAAGUUGCAUCUUCCAAGAUUAUAUGACUACCUCUGGCUUGCUGAAGAUGGGAUGAAAAUGCAGGGUUAUAAUGGAAGUCAACUCUGGGACACAGCAUUCGCAGUUCAAGCAAUUGUGUCAACUAAUCUUAUUGAGGAAUAUGGUCCGACUCUAAAAAAGGCACAUUCAUUCAUUAAAAAAAUGCAGGUUUUGGAAAAUUGUCCAGGAGAUCUUAAUUUUUGGUAUCGCCACAUUUCAAAAGGUGCAUGGCCAUUUUCAACUGCUGAUCAUGGAUGGCCCAUCUCAGACUGCACAGCAGAGGGAAUAAAAGCUCUUAUGUUGUUAUCAAAGAUUCCUUCAGAGAUUGUUGGGGAAGGAUUAAAUGCAAACCGGUUAUAUGAUGCAGUGAAUGUUGUUCUCUCAUUACAGAAUGGUGAUGGUGGCUUUCCUACUUAUGAGCUCUCAAGAUCUUAUAGUUGGUUGGAGUUUAUCAACCCUGCUGAAACUUUUGGUGACAUUGUUAUUGACUACCCGUACGUUGAGUGUACUUCAGCUGCAAUUCAAGCUUUGACAUCAUUCCGUAAAUCAUAUCCUGAACAUCAGCGAGAAGAGAUAGAAUGUUGUAUCAAAAAGGCAGCUAAGUUCAUGGAAAAAAUUCAGAUAUCAGAUGGCUCAUGGUAUGGCUCAUGGGGUGUUUGCUUCACCUAUGGUACAUGGUUUGGCAUAAAAGGUUUGGUGGCUGCCGGAAAAAGCUUUGGUAAUUGUUCCAGUAUCCGUAAAGCCUGUGAUUUUCUGUUGUCUAAACAGUGUCCUUCUGGUGGCUGGGGAGAGAGUUAUCUUUCAUGUCAAAAGAAGGUUUAUUCCAAUCUUGAAGGUGACAGGUCUCAUGUGGUAAAUACUGCUUGGGCUAUGUUGAGUCUGAUUGAUGCCGGGCAGGCUGAGAGAGACCCAACACCAUUGCAUCGUGCAGCAAGAUAUUUAAUAAACGCUCAAAUGGAGAAUGGAGAUUUUCCACAGCAGGAAAUCAUGGGAGUAUUCAAUAGGAAUUGCAUGAUAACAUAUGCGGCCUACAGAGACAUUUUCCCAAUUUGGGCAUUGGGAGAAUACCGUUGCCGGGUUCUCAAGGCUUCAUAAACAAGUGGAAAAAACGUUAGAAAAUAAUAUCAUUUCUGGUUAUUUCGUCUCUUUAGGUCUCUUUUCAAAAAAUUGCUAGAAAUGCUUCACACACUCUUAGAGUUAUUUUAACUUUAGGCCUCACCAGACUUUAUUUGAUGGGACUCAAAAA